AUGGUAACCUUUGCAGGCGCGACAAGUUCGUGCCAAACAGAAGACGGUCAGUAUGAUGUCACUGUAAAUUUCCGUGGUAAAAAUGGUCAAGAAACUCCUAAAUCGACAAUAAUUGCAUUUUACGCCUUUAUGUCAAAACCGAUAACAAACCCGUCCAGUGGUCGACGACUGAUAUUUGAUGUACUAACGACAAAACAGGAUAGUGGAUAUAACAGCCAUACUGGUGUUUUUACCAGUCCAAAGACAGGAACGUACGUUUUUGUGUUGGUUGUUAGAUUGUACUCUGCAUUACAUUCAAUUCAGUUAAUGAUUAAUAAUUCUGUAUAUGGAAUCACCUUUCUUAACGCCAAAAAAGCGGACAGCACUGUCAGUAGUGCUGUUGUUGCAAAUGUGUCGAAGGGCGAUACUGCAUACGUUCGUACUCACUCUACAUACAAAGGAAUGGGUAAUAUAUACUAG
Messenger RNA from Mytilus californianus (California mussel), 459 nucleotides. RefSeq lists its product as uncharacterized. The transcript is spliced from 2 exons. Lineage: Eukaryota; Metazoa; Mollusca; Bivalvia; Mytilida; Mytilidae. Bases 1 to 459 code for a protein of 152 amino acids. The record is from RefSeq and is a predicted model, not a curated record. Gene Ontology annotation, molecular function: protein binding.